Molecule: messenger RNA, 487 nt
Organism: Paramecium sonneborni
Lineage: Eukaryota; Ciliophora; Oligohymenophorea; Peniculida; Parameciidae
Source: the annotation of a GenBank genome assembly
AUAUUUUGAAAACAUUUAUUUUAAUACAACUACCUUAUGGAACCAUAUUUAAAAGAUUAAUUUGCUGUUUAAGGAACUUUUCUAUCAUCUAAUUGCUUUUUAAUUUUAACAGAAGGCACCAUGUACAUUUAUGAAAGUGAAAAAGCUUACAGUAAUGGAGAAAUUCCAACAGAAAUACUCAAUCUAAAAAUGUUCAAAAUAUAAAUUGCUUAAAAAGACGGUAAAGUACUUACUUUAGUUAAUAUAAAAAAUUAAGAAAAAUAAUAUGUCUUUUAUAAUAAUAGAAGAGAAUAAAUAGAUGUAUAUGCAUUAUAAUAUUAUUUAGUGUUGGUACAAUAUGAUAAAAAAAUGGAAAGAAUAAUAUGAAUAAUUCUUAAGGGAUGUUAAUGAACACAAAAUAAAUAUUGUACCUUUCGAGAUGAUGGAUUUAAAAUAUUCUAUUGAUUUAAAAAAUGAUUCACUUGAUUCCGCAUUAAUUUAAUAAUGA